UAACAUCGAUCAGCAUCAUCACCAUCAAGCAGCGGUUUAAAUAGGCUAGCUAGCUAGUAUAGUUAUAGUGCUGGUAUCAUCAGGAAAGGCAAGAAGGAAAAAGAUGAGCGAUUACGGGAGCAGUGAUGAUGAGGAGAAGACCUUUCUGAAGGUCUUGAAUCCAUCUGGAGUUCACGCUGGAAGCAAGGAGCCGCAAAACGAGAAAGCGAAGGACGAAACCACGUCCUGUCAGAUCGCCAAUCAUACAAAAUUGGCUGACAGCAGCCACAAUCUUGGGAUGAAUGAUGCAGAAACAAAGACUGGCAAAAAUCCCAGUGGCAGCAAAGGGUUCGCUGAUUGGGAGCAAAAUGAAGAAGCCAGAGCUACUCCCGUGGCCAACGUGCCAACAGUUGCGAGACGCGAGGUGUCCACUGCAUCCAACAUGAGUGGUGGCAGCAUCCCUCCACCUCCACAGCCAUAUCUACAACGAUCCAUACCCAUUCAGCCUGUCAUUGGGUUGGAUUGGGACAAUCCCGAGUUUGCCCCAGGAGCCGUUCGCGUUUUUGGACCCAACUAUACGCAUUCCACCACUUCCUCUCUUCCAGGAGAAUCCUCCGAAAGCAGCAGCAGCUGUAGCAGUCAUCCAAGUAAUACGACCGCUGGAGAGGACGUGGCAACCCCUGUGGUAACUACAGCUGUUCGCGUCCAAGAUCCCGACAUUACCCGACGAGAAAUCGAAGCAGAAAUUCGACAAUCCAUUAUGAACGAGGUCGUACUAGCUGAUGCCGUGGUCAUUCCAGUUUCGGAUAGCAAUGAUCAGGAGGGUGGAAUCCAAUCUGAUGACGCCAAUCAUCUACGAGUAGGGAAACGAAAGAGAUUGUGCCUAUACUUGAUUCUUGCUCUCGUGCUGCUGGCAGUUGUGGCGGUAGUGGCGGGAAUAGCAUUACCUCGGGCCUCUACAAACUCAACUUCUACGGGAGCGGGUACCAGUGAAUCAUCACUUGUCAACAACGCUACGACCAAGUCAACCCUCGAAAUUGUUCGAGAGCGGGGUUAUGUCAAAUGUGGGGUUUCCGAUGGAUUUGUCGGCUUUGCCAGUACCGCACGAACUGGGAAACUGGAAGGCAUCAGUGUUGACCAAUGCCGCGCAAUCGCCAUUGUCGUCUUUGGAAAUCCAAAUCAGGUGGAACUGAUCGAUAUCACAAUAUUCGAGCGGGGUCAAAAGCUAUAUGAAAGAACCGUGGAUGUCGUGGGGCAAUAUGUCCUCAAGAGAAUGAAACCAGAUGUGCACGACCCCGCCUUUGGGAGAGGGUUGACUUUCUCGGCGCCCUUCUUUUACAGUGGCUUUGGCUUUGUGGGGGAGCCUUCCCUUGUGGAUUGUGCCGAUAGGCUGGACAGUUUUUCAGAGGAAUGUCGGCCACUUCGUCUUUGUGUCACUGUGAACACUGUCAAUGAAGAUACACUGCAGGAAGUCUUGCCAGGGGCAGUUGUAGUGCCAUGUGAUCUUCCAAUUGACUUGACCCACAAGUUUAUAAGGGGAGACUGUAAUGUCCUGGCAACUCAACCUGCCGGAGCAGCAGAGGAACGUUUCCGGCUAGCAGGCUAUGAUCGGGAAUUCAAGGUUGGGGAGAACCUGUUUUCAAUGGAGGCCAUGGGUAUGGUCACUAUUGAUGAUGAUCCUGAAUGGGCACGGGUUGUGAAUUUGGUCAUACUUACAUUUUUCAUUGCAGAGGCACACAGCAUUACUCAAGCCAACGCAGAAGAUAUGCGGUCUCUGUUCCACGUUGAGGACCAAAACAAUCCCAUGGCCUAUUCCAUGGUGACCAUUGUCAAUCAGUUUGGUAACUAUGCCGAGCUGUAUGAGAGACACUUGGAGUCAGUGGCCCCAAGAAGAGGUCCCAAUAUCCUUUACUCCCAAUCAGAUACCUCCGGGCGACUCUAUUCAGUACCCUUUCGCAACUUGGAUGUGGUUGGACCGGGGCCCAUCCCCAAUCGCACCCUUGAUACUAUUAUCAAAAGGGGUCACCUAAGAUGCGGAGUGCGUGCACACAAAGGGUUUGCCAAUGUUCCUGCAGAUGCAGAGGACAAAUGGUCUGGGUUGGAUGUUGAAUUCUGCAGGGCUCUGGGAGCAGCAAUAUUUGCAGGAACCUUGUCAUCAGUAGAGUUUGUGGAUCUGGCAGCCAUGGAAGCAAACAGCAACAGAGUUGAUUUUGGACACGGCAAUACACUGCUCGCUGACAGUUUCGUGGAUGUUAUUGCAGGAAGUCGAGUUUCAAUCAAGCUUAUGUUAGGCAGUGAAGCUGCUCCAGGUUUUUGCUUUGGACAAACUUACUUUGUGAAUGCUGGAACUAUGAGUGAGUAUGCUUUGAUGACAAGAGAUGAUGAUAGUCAGUGGGUAGCAUUUGUUUAUUGGGUAACAAUGGCCAUCAUCUAUGCUGAGGAAAAGUCCAUUGGUCAGAUGGAUUUUGUACAAAUGCCCAUCACACGGCUGUUUGGUGAGGAACUCAAGCAGUGCUUUCGAGACUCUGUAGCUGCAGUGGGCAACUACGGAGAAAUCUACAAUCGGACGUUGCAAUCUAUUUUGCCACGUUCUGGUCCAAACAUGUUGAAUGAACAAAUCAAUGGCUCCGGCCUGGGUCCACAACAUGUUGCUGUUCCGUUGUACUGAUUGCUUCGGCGUGUCCGUCUAAUAGAUUACCGUAAGAACACGUCCCUUUCGAGGAUCCAGCAAAGGUUCCAAUCUGCUCUGAUGUCUGAAAGCUGAUUGAACGUGAGAUUGGAACCUUCAUCAAGUUUGGGGUGCAUAGCCAGAGUGUUGAAAUGGUUGAGUGUCUUGCCCCAGCAUGCUCCACCCUUGAUUUCAACAACAAAGUAUGGGGCACACCAGCUUUUGCCUUUGUCGUCAAAACACUUGGGUUUGAAAUGGAACGGCGUCGCUAACUUCCAAGAGAUUUUAAAGCGCUGCAUUGCGGAGAAUUUGGCUGUUCCACCACGCGACGAGUGAUCAUUUCCCUCCGGUGCUUCUUUGCUUUCCUAUUUACUAGACUUCUGAUUUGUCUGAUUUGUCUUUUCUUUUUCUCC
Seminavis robusta is the source of this 3060-nucleotide messenger RNA. NCBI's taxonomy places the organism in Eukaryota, Bacillariophyta, Bacillariophyceae, Naviculales, Naviculaceae. The record is from the annotation of a GenBank genome assembly.